Messenger RNA from Mizuhopecten yessoensis (Yesso scallop), 585 nucleotides. RefSeq names its product THAP domain-containing protein 1-like. The record is from RefSeq and is a predicted model, not a curated record. Bases 1 to 585 code for a protein of 194 amino acids. NCBI's taxonomy places the organism in Eukaryota, Metazoa, Mollusca, Bivalvia, Pectinida, Pectinidae. The transcript has 3 exons. Gene Ontology annotation, molecular function: sequence-specific DNA binding.
AUGGUGAAAACCUGCAGUGUAUACAAGUGCGCAAACCAGUUUGACCGGUCAAAGAAAAUAAGUUUUUUUCGGUUCCCAAAAGAUAAGCGGAAGCGGAAGACAUGGAUAAAAGCACUUAACAGGGAUGGUUGGGUUCCGAACGAAAGUUCGUGGAUAUGUUCCGAGCAUUUUAUCGACGGCUGGCACGGAUAUGACCCUGCUGACGAGAAUUACGCUCCGACAAUUUUCAAAUACAAGGAAAGCCAAUAUUUGAAAACAAACCAAAUACAGCUGGAGGAGGUAAAAAAGAAAGUGUCUUUAGCCAUGCACAGAGGGUACUGUAAGCCUGUCCCAGAACCUGAAGCUGAGGCUGAGAUUCAAGAAGAGGAUGACACAGAUGUUAAUGUUCUUGUUGACACUGGUGUCCAAUGUGAUGAAGACCCUCUUCUCUUGGAGAAUAGGCGACUCCAGGAGGAAGUAAGAUUACUAAAAGAGGAGGUACGCCAGCUCAAAUGGGGAGUAGGCAAAAUAAAGGACAAUGACACACAGACCCGAUUUUACACUGGUCUCCCAACAUUUGGCGUUUUCUUGUGGCUGUACAAGUAA